Molecule: messenger RNA, 1242 nt
Organism: Cercopithifilaria johnstoni
Lineage: Eukaryota; Metazoa; Nematoda; Chromadorea; Rhabditida; Onchocercidae
Source: the annotation of a GenBank genome assembly
AUGUGGCAUGCUCGAAGUCAGUUUAAAAAGUAUGAUGAUAGAAAGGAUGAGAAAAAAUUUCUCGAACUUUUAGAUGAAUAUAAGCAAAAAAAAUUUGUUUUAAAUUGUAUAUGUAAACGAAAACGUUGGGUUUGGUUAAAUAAUUUAUGGGAAAUUAUUACAAAUAUUUUUCGUUUCAUUCGACAAUUUAUAUGGUGCUGUUGUUGUCCACCAAUUUUAGGUUAUUGCUUAAAUAAGGUAGCAUUUUGGCCACCACCACGUGAAUAUUAUUUCUUUAUUGAUGAUGAUAAACAAAAUAUUGGUAAAAGUGAUAAAGAACCAUUAACUCGACAGUAUAUUGUUCGAAAAGCUAACAAAAAUUGUCUGAAGCGGAAAGAUUGGAGAUUUGGUUUUGAGCAUCAAUGUGCUGCUGAAAUAUUUGGAAUCGAAUGUUUUGUUACAGAAACAGAGAAAAAAAAUCAUAUUGCAUGUGUAUUUGUUCGAAAAUCAAGACCACGUUACACGUUAUUAUUUUCACAUCCAAAUGGUAGUGAUAUGUCUGAUCAUCUUGUUGGAUUACCGAAUUUACAUGAUGCGGCAAGAUUUUUUAAUUGCAAUAUAUGCUCAUAUGAUUAUAGCGGUUAUGGUAUUAGCGAAGGUAAUCCAAGUGAAAAAAAUAUGUAUUCGGAUAUUAGCGCUGUAUAUAAAUAUCUAUUGGAAGAUUUAUGUAUUCCGGAGGCAAAUAUCAUCCUAUGGGGAUACAGUAUCGGCACAGUAGCAUCAAUAGAAUUAGCAAAACAAGCCAGUAAACUUGCUGGCUUAAUAUUGCUAGCACCAGUAGCAUCGAUUAUACGAACGAUAUGUUGGAGGAAAUGUUGUUGGGAACGAAGUGAACAAUGCGGUCAUUUAGCCGAUUGUUGCAGUGAUCGAUUUAAUAGCGUUAAAAAAAUUAGUGAAAUUAAAAUGCCAACACUGAUAGCACAUGGAGCACAAGAUAUGAUUGUAAGAAUUGAGCAUGGAAAAGCAUUAUAUCAAUUAUGCCCUGGGGCUGUAAAACCAUUAUGGAUACCAGAUGUUGGCCAUAAUAAUCUUGAAAAUAGCUCGAUGUUAUGGCAACGAAUGCGAAAGUUUAUUAAUAAAGAAGCACGACCACCAUUAGAACGAAAAAGAUUUAAAACAUCCGAGAAAUUGAUUAAGAAGCAUAGCAAAAAUAAAGACAGCCAUUAUAAGAAAGAGAGUGAAAAGAAGAUAAGAGAAGUUUAA